UAGCUCUCCCAUUUCACAAGAUCGUCAAGACCGCGUGGUAGAAAAUACAGCCUCACCUGACAUGGCAUCCCAAGCCGUCGAGACCCAUCGUGCCGGCGCGGAGGUAUUCCGCGGCGACGGCGCCAUCUGCAAGAAGAAGUGCGUGGAGGUGCUGGAGGAGCUGGGCCUCCCGACGGGCCUGCUGCCCCUGGAGGACAUGGAGGAGUUUGGGUACAACCGCGCGGCUGGCUUCAUGUGGCUGGUGCAGAGGAAGAAGACGGAGCACACGUUCAAGAAGGUGAAGCAGACCGUGUCGUACGCCGGCGAGGUGACGGCCUUCGUCGAGCCGGGGAAGCUGAGGAAGAUCGCCGGCGUGAAGACCAAGGAGCUGUUCCUGUGGCUCAGCGUGGUGGAGGUGUAU
Messenger RNA from Triticum dicoccoides, 400 nucleotides. RefSeq lists its product as uncharacterized. Lineage: Eukaryota; Viridiplantae; Streptophyta; Magnoliopsida; Poales; Poaceae. The annotation marks the transcript as partial. The record is from RefSeq and is a predicted model, not a curated record. The transcript has a single exon.